GUGUCAUGGUUUUUUAACGGGUAUAUUGACAAACAAAUCGUAGCUUUAGAGCUUUAGACUUUAGGUACUCGAUACAUGAUCUUAAAUUAUAAUGAUGAAAUAAAAAUAGAAACAAGGAUAGAAUGAGUAACGGCAAUUAAAAUACCUGAUAUUUAAAAUGUUGCACGAAAUCUUACUGUCACUUUGGGGAUGUUCGACAAGCGUAUCGCAAAUAAUAGAGACAGAUUCUAUAGAUCUCGAUAAGUAUCUACAUCCUGGAGAACAGGCGUUACUCAAUAAAAUAUUAGAUAUUGUGAAGGAAGGCAACGUCAUACGAAACUUUAUACAUACAGGCAGCGAGGAUACAGGAGAAUAUGUAGCACCUGGUCUUUACAUACGCGCUCUUUGCGAUGGAAUGGAUCGAGCACUGAAGCCAUUUCAUGAAGAAAUAAUCGAAUUGGAGAACACAGUCUUAAAUGACAGUCAUACUCCAUUGUCGUUAAUUCUCUGCAGUGUUGAAAAGUACACAUGUCUGUUUUCGGUAUUACAUUCUAUCAUCUCUGAGAUUUGUACACAAAAACUCCACGGUUGUAAAUUAUUGCAAUGUUUAUACCAACGUAUGCAUACUGGCGUACCCGAGAUUAACUCUACUUUGGAAUUGAUGGCCCAUUCUGUUCAUAUUAUUUUCUACAAGCAUUUAACGAGCUGGCUCCUGUAUGGGCAUCUGGAGGACCCUCACAGAGAAUUUUUCAUACAAAAAACAUCGGAUUGCGAGAAAACUUUGACACACGAGGAUGGGAAGAACGACAUUGAUGCGCGCGAAUCAAUAAAUGGCAAAAAGAUUGAUAUCGAUAUGUGGGAUUACAAUGUUCAGAUGGACAUGCUUCCAUCUUAUAUCAGGCCGUCGCUAGCUAAUAAAAUCUUGACCAUCGGUCAGACCGUUAUUAUGUUUGGAAAUGAUCCCAGACAGAAAAAAGAUUUCAGCAUGAUGUCCAAGACAAAAAAUUUCGUGUGGGGCGACAAAGAGUACGAGUAUUUCAGGAAACUUCAGAAUCUCCAGGCGAAAUCUGUUUUCAACAUUGUCGAAUUCGACCGCACAAUUAAUGAAUUGAAACAAUGCGUGACCGAGCUUCUAUGGCACGUUGCCGUCGAAGAGGCGCAGCUAAUGCAACAGCUCAGGCUGGUAAAGGAGUUCUUCCUGAUGGGACGCGGCGAUCUCUUUUUAGAGUUCAUCAAGCUCACAGCGCAUAUUCUGAAUAAAGCACCCACGAAUCAUACAUCCAGAGAUAUCAAUCUCGCGUUUCAAAUGGCGCUGAGGAAGAUGCAUCUAAACGACGAAAGCGCUAUCGACAGCUUCAAUUUCGUAGUGCCCGCGCUACCUUCUGAAAAUGAGGACGCUGACGCGGACGUCAUUGAUCUUCCCGAUAACGAGAAGCAGGAUCCUAAUGAAAAACGUGGAUGGGGCAUGAUCACGUUGAAGUACAAAGUUGUUUGGCCACUGCAUCUGUUGUUUAAUCCAAUUACGUUGAACGAUUACAACACUUUGUUUCGCUUUUUUUUGAGAGUUAAAAAGACCCAGAUAGACUUGUGGAAUCUCUGGAGCGAACACAUGCAUCACAAGGACAUCGACAUCGGCGUGAUCCAAUUGCGAAAUAAUUUAAUCUUUAUCAUCGACAACUUGCAAUAUUAUCUGCAAGUGGAUGUAAUGGAAAGUCAAUACACUGUGAUGGAAACGAGUAUGAAGAGUACACGAAAUUUCGAGGAUAUACAAAAGGCGCAUUCGGUGUUCCUGGCUAAUGUUAUGUCGCAAACCUUUUUGCUAGGCAGUGGAACAGGAAAAAAGAAUCCCGUGAAUAAGCUGAUACAGCUUUUGCUACGGCUGUGCGAUGAUUUCAUCUUACAAGCGUCCAUGUGGGAAGUCGGUAAUUUGCUUUUAACGGAGAAAGAGGAGCUCAAAACGUUAUGCGAGACACUUGACAGCGUAAUGGAUUGGUUAACAAAGACAUUGAAUAGAGUACGUGCACAACCUAGUGGCGAACACUUGGCUCGAUUGCUAUUGAGAUUAGAUUUCAACAGAUGGUUUAGUAAAAAGAUUUGAAAAAAGGUAAAAAAAAGUCACGUAGUGAAUACAUUGCGGUAAAACGGAACUACUAAAACAGGACACAAUAUUAUAUAUCUUUUUUGUAAAGAUUGUUUUAUUGAAACUCAAUAAUGUUCAGUCAAGAAUACAUAACAAGCUAAAUAACACCAUUAUUUUUUAUUAAUUAGAGAUAAAAUGUAUAUGCGAAAAUUUGAAAAAUGAGCUUUAACUAAUUUAUAUAAAAGGACAUUUCGGCCUAUGUUAUCCUUUUGACAUAGAUGAUCUUGUAUACUUCAAUCUAUAAUAUUUCCUCAAAUUUACUUUUUUAUAUCAUGCAAUUCAUAUAAUCAAUAUAAUAAUUGCUAAUAUACAGGAUGGAGCACCAGGGUGGAGAAACAAAACACAGAAUCUAAACCCUGCAGGAAAAGUUUCAAACAAAAGUUGUACGGUUUGAAGAGGGACAAAUAUGU
This is a messenger RNA of Wasmannia auropunctata (little fire ant), 2529 nucleotides long. RefSeq names its product gamma-tubulin complex component 4 (gene Grip75). The transcript has 10 exons. Gene Ontology annotation, biological process: cytoplasmic microtubule organization; microtubule nucleation; mitotic cell cycle. Gene Ontology annotation, molecular function: gamma-tubulin binding; microtubule minus-end binding. Gene Ontology annotation, cellular component: gamma-tubulin complex; spindle pole; equatorial microtubule organizing center. The record is from RefSeq and is a predicted model, not a curated record. Bases 158 to 2077 code for a protein of 639 amino acids. Lineage: Eukaryota; Metazoa; Arthropoda; Insecta; Hymenoptera; Formicidae.